GGAGAGUUUGGCUCGGCGCGCGCCUGCGCGGGAAGGGGAAAGCCGGAAGCCCCAGACGGGCCGUUGAGGAGACAGUGAUUUUCUCUCUGCUGAGAGCUGGGGGGCCCCAGAUUGGGGGGCCCCAGCCGGCAAUCCAGAGGGCAUGAUGGAUUUGGCGUAUAUCUGCGAGUGGGAGAAAUGCCCCAAAAGCAACCACUGCCCCUCCAUCCCACUAGUGUGUGCCUGGUCCUGCCGGAACCUGAUCGCCUUCACCACUGACCUCAAGAAUGAGGAGGAGAAAGAUUUAAGGCACAUGAUUCACAUUCUGGACACAGAGCAUCCUUGGGAUGUAUACUCCAUCAACUCCGAGCACAGUGAAAUCAUCACCUGCCUGGAGUGGGACCAGUCGGGUUCCAGGCUCCUGUCAGCAGAUGCAGACGGGCAGAUCAAGUGCUGGAGCAUGUCGGACCACCUGGCCAACAGCUGGGAGAACUCAGUGGGCAGCAUGGUGGAAGGGGACCCCGUCGUGUCCCUGUCAUGGUUGCACAACGGAGUAAAACUUGCCUUGCACGUGGAAAAGUCGGGAGCCUCGAGUUUCGGGGAGAAGUUUUCCCGGGUCAAGUUCUCACCUUCCCUCACGCUGUUUGGCGGAAAGCCCAUGGAAGGCUGGAUCGCGGUGACCAUCAGUGGCCUGGUGACGGUCUCCCUCCUGAAGCCCAAUGGGCAGGUACUGACAUCCACAGAGAGCCUAUGUCGCCUGCGCUGCCGCGUGGCCCUGGCUGACAUAGCCUUCACCGGCGGGGGGAACAUCGUGGUGGCCACCUCGGACGGGAGCAGCACCUCACCCGUGCAGUUCUACAAGGUGUGCGUCAGUGUGGUGAACGAGAAGUGCAGGAUCGACACCGAGAUCCUGCCGUCCCUCUUCAUGCGCUGCACCACGGACCCGGCGCGCAAAGACAAGUACCCGGCCAUCACCCACCUGAAGUUCCUCGCCAGGGACAUGUCCGAGCAGGUGCUGCUGUGUGCCUCCAAUCAGAUUAGCAGCAUUGUGGAAUGCUGGUCCCUGCGGAAGGAGGGCCUGCCCGUGAACAACAUCUUUCAGCAGAUCUCUCCUGUGGUUGGGGAUAAGCAGCCGAUGAUACUCAAGUGGCGGAUUCUGUCGGCCACCAACGACCUGGAUCGGGUGUCGGCAGUGGCCCUCCCCAAACUGCCCAUCUCCCUCACCAACACCGACCUGAAAGUGGCCAACGACACCAAGUUCUACCCCGGAUUAGGUCUUGCGUUGGCAUUCCACGACGGCAGCGUCCACAUCAUCCACCGCCUCUCCCUGCAGACCAUGGCCAUGUUCUACGGCUCUUCUUCCCAGCGCCCGGUGGACGAGCAGGCACUCAAGCGGCAGCGGACGGCUAGCCCCUCUGUGCACUACAAGGCCAUGCAGCUCUCCUGGACCUCCUUGGCCCUCGUGGGGAUCGAUAACCACGGAAAGCUGAGCAUGCUCCGCAUCUCACCCUCCAUGGGUCACGUCCUGGACAUGAAUAUGUCGCUCUGCCACUUGCUUUUCCUGCUGGAGUAUUGCAUGGUGACUGGCUACGACUGGUGGGACAUCCUGCUGCACGUGCAGCCCAACAUGGUGCAGAAGCUGGUGGAGAAGCUGCAUGAGGAAUACAUGCGGCAGAACGCUGCCCUGCAGCAGGUUCUGUCCACUCGCAUCGUCGCCAUGAAGGCCUCGCUCUGCAAACUCUCAUCCUGCACCGUGGCCCGGGUGUGCGAUUACCACGCCAAGCUCUUCCUGAUCGCCAUCAGCUCCACGCUGAAGUCGCUGCUCCGCCCGCACUUCCUGAACACUCCGGACAAAAGCCCCGGCGAUCGUCUCACCGAGAUAUGCACCAAGAUCACGGACAUAGACAUCGACAAGGUGAUGAUCAACCUGAAGACAGAAGAGUUUGUCCUCGAGAUGACGACCCUGCAGUCUCUGCAGCAGCUGAUUCAAUGGGUGGGCGAUUUUGUGCUGUACCUCCUGGCCAGCCUGCCCAACCAGGGUUCCCCUGUCCGACCGGGCCACAGCUUCCUGCGAGACGGGGCGUCCCUGGGCAUGCUGCGAGAGCUGAUGGUCGUGAUUCGCAUCUGGGGCCUGCUGAAACCCAGCUGCCUGCCCAUUUACACCGCCACCUCCGACACCCAGGACAGCAUGUCUCUCCUCUUCCGCCUGCUCACCAAACUGUGGCUGUGCUGCCGGGAUGAGAACCACCCCAGUGAGCCUGACGAGACCCUGAUCGAUGAGUGUUGCCUCCUCCCAAGCCAGUUGCUGAUCCCUGACCUGGACUGGCUCCCUGUCAGUGAUGGCAUCGUCAACAAGCUGCAGGGCAAGCAGCUGCUCCGCCUGCAGUUCGGGAAGCCCCCCGGGCUGCUGGGCUACCCGGUCACCCCUCAGUUUGAUCUGUUUGCCAGGGGCCCUGGGCAGCCGAAGAUCGACCACCUGAGACGGCUCCAUUUGGGUGCCUAUCCAACUGAGGAGUGCAAGUCUUGCACCAGGUGCGGCUGUGUCACGAUGCUCAAGUCACCCAACAAGACGACGGCGGUCAAGCAGUGGGAGCAGCGGUGGAUCAAGAACUGCCUCUGUGGGGGGCUGUGGAGGAGAGUGCCCUUCAGCUACUCCUAACGCACCCCAGCCAUGGGGGCACCACUUGCCCUGAGACUUCUUAAAGGUCUGCCCGUGAGACCAAAGAGAGAUUACUCCUUCAGGAGGGUCUUUCCGGUCCUCCUCACCUCCACCUUCAGUGUUCCAUAAGGACCCUUCAUCCGUGCUGCUAGAAACGAAGAGGGGAAAGGGGAGGUUGUAAAAAUUUGGAGUAGAUUUUGUACAAAGUAAAUGGUCCUUUCAGAGCCUUUAAACUCCUUCUCCCCUUUUCCCCCUUGGCCACUCUGUCCUGCACACUGUGGCCACUCUGAGGGCUAAGUCUCUGUCUGGGACAGGAAUGUUUUUCAAUGGAAACUCAAACAGUGAUAUGUAUUGAACACCUACCGCAUGCGGAGCACUGUUCUAAGCACUUGGGAUUGUACAGUAGAGUAAGAGACAUGGACCCUCCUCAAGAAGCUUAGAGUUUUAGGGUGAUGCCGAAAGACACAAGGCAUUCAGAAACUCUGUGGCUACCAAUAGCACAAUUAUGGAGAGAUUAGUCAUCUGUAAAUGAAUCUAAGUCGAGAAUAUGCAUAAAUGCUAAAGUGUGUAAA
Molecule: messenger RNA, 3210 nt
Organism: Tachyglossus aculeatus (Australian echidna)
Lineage: Eukaryota; Metazoa; Chordata; Mammalia; Monotremata; Tachyglossidae
Gene: MED16
Product: mediator complex subunit 16
Exons: 15
Coding region: 143-2638 (831 amino acids)
Biological process (GO): positive regulation of DNA-templated transcription
Cellular component (GO): mediator complex
Molecular function (GO): protein binding
Source: RefSeq, a predicted model, not a curated record